Dacryopinax primogenitus is the source of this 363-nucleotide messenger RNA. RefSeq lists its product as uncharacterized. The transcript has 2 exons. The coding region runs from base 1 to 363 and encodes 120 amino acids. The record is from RefSeq and is a predicted model, not a curated record. NCBI's taxonomy places the organism in Eukaryota, Fungi, Basidiomycota, Dacrymycetes, Dacrymycetales, Dacrymycetaceae.
AUGACGUCGCACUUCCUUUUGUUGGGCAACAACCCCUCUGCUGUCCAGAGUCAAAUGCAGCCGCUGGCGUCCACAUUUCCGGGUAAAGCUACAUGGACGUUGGCAUUUUCGCUCGAGGAGUUUGAUCGCUAUGCCAAAGCCGAGAAAGACAAGCUCGACUUUGUGAUCCUUGGCCCGACUACCACGGCCGAGCAGGACGCCUCUGUUAGGCAGAUUGUCACGAGCAUAUGGGGAAAAGUGAAACAGCAGAGGGAUGAGCCGGGUCCGGGGAAGUGGGUCCUAAGGAUUCCUGGUGUAUUGAACACGGAGGCGGGGCGAAACGGUGGUAUCAUCAACUGGGUUGAUCAGCAGGUUGAGGGCUAG